GCCCAGAUCGGGUCUGGAACUUGAUAAGGGGGUGCCCAUGCCCCCGGUGGAUGCUUCCGGGCAGCGAUGAAAGGCUUAUCCGGCAGCCGUAGCCAUCACCACGGGAUCACCUGUGAGUCUGCUUGUGACUCGCUGUCCCAUCGCUCGGAUCGCAAGCCGUACCUGCUGAGCCCGGUGGACCACCACCCUGCCGACCACCCUUACUACACCCAACGAAACUCCUUCCAGGCCGAGUGUGUGGGUCCCUUCAGCGACCCCCUGGCUAGCAGCACCUUCCCACGUAGACACUACACGUCCCAGCAGGAGCUGAAGGACGAGUGCGCCCUGGUGCCCCGCACUCUGGCCACCAAGGCGAAUCGCAUCCCCGCCAACCUGCUGGACCAGUUCGAGAGGCAGCUGCCCCUCAACCGGGAUGGCUACCACACCCUGCAGUACAAGCGCACGGCCGUGGAGCACCGCAGCGACAGCCCUGGCCGCAUCCGCCACCUGGUCCACUCGGUCCAGAAGCUUUUCACCAAGUCCCACUCCCUAGAGGGGCCGUCCAAGGGCAGCGUCAAUGGGGGAAAGGCCAGCCCGGAUGAGACGCAGACUGUGAGAUAUGGCAAGCGCAGCAAAAGCAAGGAGCGGCGUUCAGAAUCCAAGGCGCGAUCCAAUGCCUCCAACACCUCCCCGACCUCUCCAAGCUGGUGGAGCUCUGAUGACAACCUCGACGGCGAUAUGUGCAUCUACCACACACCCUCGGGCGUGAUGACCAUGGGCAGGUGCCCCGAUCGCUCGGCCUCACAAUACUUCAUGGAGGCCUACAACACCAUCAGUGAGCAGGCGGUGAAGGCCUCCCGGAGUAACAAUGAUGUCAAGUGCUCCACAUGUGCCAACCUGCCGGUCAACCUGGAUGCCCCACUCCUGAAGAAGAGCGCGUGGUCCUCCACGCUCACCGUGAGCAGAGCCCGGGAGGUUUACCAGAAAGCCUCAGUGAAUAUGGACCAAGCCAUGGUGAAGUCUGAGUCCUGUCAGCAAGAACGCUCUUGCCAGUACCUGCAGGUUCCUCAAGAUGAAUGGUCAGGAUACACACCUCGAGGGAAAGAUGACGAGAUUCCAUGCCGAAGGAUGCGAAGUGGUAGCUACAUCAAGGCCAUGGGGGAUGAAGACAGUGGGGACUCAGACACAAGUCCCAAGCCUUCUCCUAAAGUGGCUGCACGAAGAGAAAGUUAUCUCAAGGCUACUCAGCCGUCCCUCACAGAGCUCACCACACUCAAGAUCUCCAAUGAACACUCACCCAAACUCCAGAUCCGGAGUCACAGUUACCUGAGGGCAGUAAGUGAAGUCUCCAUCAACCGAAGUCUGGACAGCCUUGACCCUGCAGGCUUGCUCACAUCACCAAAGUUCCGCUCCAGGAAUGAGAGCUACAUGCGAGCCAUGAGCACCAUUAGCCAGGUGAGCGAGAUGGAGGUGAACGGGCAGUUUGAGUCCGUGUGCGAGUCGGUGUUCAGCGAGCUGGAGUCUCAGGCGGUGGAAGCCCUGGAUCUGCCCAUGCCCGGCUGCUUCCGCAUGCGCAGCCACAGCUACGUGCGGGCCAUCGAGAAGGGCUGUUCCCAGGACGACGAAUGCGUGUCCCUGCGCUCAUCCUCCCCGCCGCGUACCACCACCACGGUGAGGACCAUCCAGAGCAGCACCGUGUCAUCUUGCAUUACAACAUAUAAGAAGACACCACCUCCAGUCCCACCCAGAACUACCACGAAACCUUUCAUUUCUAUCACAGCCCAGAGUAGCACAGAGUCUGCGCAGGAUGCCUACAUGGAUGGACAAGGCCAGAGAGGAGACAUUAUCAGCCAGUCUGGUCUCAGCAACUCCACAGAAAGCCUGGACAGUAUGAAGGCUCUGACAGCCGCCAUCGAGGCUGCAAAUGCUCAGAUCCAUGGCCCUGCAAGUCAACAUAUGGGCAACAACACUGCCACUGUCACCACCACCACCACUACCAUAGCCACAGUUACCACUGAGGACAGAAAGAAGGACUUCAAAAAAAACCGAUGUCUGUCCAUUGGAAUACAGGUGGAUGAUGCUGAAGAACCUGAGAAAACGGGAGAGAACAAAGCACCCAGUAAGUUCCAGUCUGUGGGCGUACAAGUAGAAGAGGAGAAGUGCUUCCGCAGGUUUACUCGAUCUAACAGUGUGACCACAGCGGUACAGGCUGACCUGGACUUCCACGAUAAUCUGGAAAAUUCUCUGGAAUCUAUAGAGGACAAUUCAUGUCCUGGUCCAAUGGCCAGACAGUUCUCCCGGGAUGCCAGCACUUCCACGGUUAGCAUUCAGGGCUCAGGAAACCAUUAUCACGCCUGUGCUGCCGAUGAUGACUUUGACACAGAUUUUGACCCCUCCAUCCUGCCUCCUCCCGACCCUUGGAUUGACUCUAUCACAGAAGACCCCCUGGAGGCCGUGCAAAGGUCUGUGUGCCACCGGGAUGGCCAUUGGUUUCUGAAGCUUCUCCAGGCAGAGCGAGACCGUAUGGAAGGGUGGUGCCAGCAGAUGGAGAGAGAAGAACGGGAAAACAACUUACCGGAAGACAUUCUAGGGAAAAUCCGAACCGCAGUGGGCAGUGCCCAACUUCUCAUGGCCCAGAAAUUCUACCAGUUCAGAGAACUGUGUGAAGAAAACCUGAACCCUAAUGCUCAUCCGAGACCCACUUCCCAGGAUUUGGCGGGGUUUUGGGACAUGCUGCAGUUGUCCAUAGAAAAUAUUAGUAUGAAAUUUGACGAACUUCAUCAGUUAAAGGCCAAUAAUUGGAAACAGAUGGAUCCUCUUGACAAGAAGGAGAGAAGGGCCCCUCCUCCAGUGCCAAAGAAGCCGGCGAAGGGCCCUGCGCCGCUGAUCCGGGAGCGCUCGCUGGAGAGCUCGCAGCGCCAGGAGGCCCGCAAGCGCCUGAUGGCCGCCAAGCGCGCCGCGUCGGUCCGCCAGAACUCGGCCACCGAGAGCGCCGAGAGCAUCGAGAUCUACAUCCCCGAGGCGCAGACUCGGCUCUGAGCCCGCCCGCCCCGCCCACCGCGGGCCCCGCCCUCCAGAAGCCCCGCCCCCGACCCAGCCCCGCCUCCUGUCGCCACGCCCCCUCCAAGCCUCCUCCUCCUCCCUCCC
Messenger RNA from Dipodomys ordii (Ord's kangaroo rat), 3126 nucleotides. RefSeq names its product discs, large (Drosophila) homolog-associated protein 1 (gene Dlgap1). Gene Ontology annotation, biological process: signaling. The coding region runs from base 67 to 3018 and encodes 983 amino acids. Lineage: Eukaryota; Metazoa; Chordata; Mammalia; Rodentia; Heteromyidae. The transcript is spliced from 10 exons. The record is from RefSeq and is a predicted model, not a curated record. Gene Ontology annotation, cellular component: postsynaptic specialization; glutamatergic synapse. Gene Ontology annotation, molecular function: molecular adaptor activity.